AUGGCCCCCUCCGAGUUACCCCCACCUCCCUUCCAAACCGCUCUCUUAGCCGGCGCCGUCGCCGGCACAACGGUCGACCUCUCCCUCUUUCCUCUCGACACCCUGAAAACCCGUCUGCAAUCUGCCGAAGGCUUCUUCGCUUCCGGCGGCUUCCGUGGCAUCUACCGUGGGAUCGGCUCGGUCGUAGUCGGCAGCGCACCGGGCGCAGCCUUCUUCUUCUGCACAUACGAAACAACUAAGGGGCUCAUGCUCUCCUACUCGACCUCAGGAGAGGACGAAUACACCCGGAAAAAGCAUGCCGCCAUCACGCACAUGGUCGCAGCCUCAGCAGGCGAGAUCGCAGCGUGUGCGGUGCGCGUGCCGACGGAGGUGGUCAAGCAGCGGGCACAGGCCGGGCAGCAUGGGGGACGGUCGUGGGACGCACUGUCACACAUUCUGCGGGGCAAUGGGGAUAGAAAGAGUGUUGGAGUCGUCAAGAGGGCGUGUACCAUCUGGCGGGAGCUGUACCGCGGGUGGGGGAUCACGGUGAUGCGGGAGGUGCCGUUCACGGUGCUGCAGUUCCCACUGUGGGAGGCGCUGAAGGCCUGGGGGCGGGAGCGCAAGGCGCGCACGGGGAGAGGGCUGCUUGGGGAGGGGGCAGGUUCUUCGCAGAAGCGUGACGUCGAUGGGAGGAUGAUCGAAGAGGAGGUCAGCGCGCCGGAGUCGGCGCUUUAUGGCAGCUUAGCGGGUGGGUUUGCGGCGGCGGCGACGACACCGCUGGAUGUGCUUAAGACUCGGGUCAUGCUGAGUAAGGAGCGAGAGAGUAUCACCAGCAUCGUGAGGAGCAUCUGGCGGGAGGGUGGGGUGAGGUCUUUCUUUGCGGGUAUUGGACCCCGUGUGAUGUGGAUUAGCGCUGGCGGCGCCAUCUUCUUGGGGAGCUACCAGUGGGCAGUUAAUAUGUUGGAUCGGAGGGACAAGGGAACAGUCUAA
This is a messenger RNA of Thermochaetoides thermophila DSM 1495, 969 nucleotides long. RefSeq names its product mitochondrial carrier protein (pet8)-like protein. The record is from RefSeq and is a predicted model, not a curated record. Lineage: Eukaryota; Fungi; Ascomycota; Sordariomycetes; Sordariales; Chaetomiaceae. The transcript has a single exon. Gene Ontology annotation, cellular component: mitochondrial inner membrane. Gene Ontology annotation, molecular function: S-adenosyl-L-methionine transmembrane transporter activity. The coding region runs from base 1 to 969 and encodes 322 amino acids. Gene Ontology annotation, biological process: transmembrane transport.